Molecule: messenger RNA, 1428 nt
Organism: Physella acuta
Lineage: Eukaryota; Metazoa; Mollusca; Gastropoda; Physidae
Source: RefSeq, a predicted model, not a curated record
UCGAGUGUUGAUGUUCACCAAAAUGUCCGAGUGUUGACCACCCAUCCCCCGUGUCUUGCUUGAGGAACAAGAUCUAAUGGGCCGUACACCUUGGAAUGAGUUGCAUGCAAGCGACGGUGUCGCCUAUGAUGCAAACAGUCAUAAGAUGGCGCCGGCCCUCGGAGAUUGAGUCGACCCGCUACCCAGCAGCCUCCAAUCCGUGCAGCUAUCUUCUCGGCAACUCCCUCUGUUACAUCAUUUCCGGCUGUCUGCUGCUGGUCGUCGGGGUCAUCAUUACGUCACUCACCUUUCAGAACUUGGACGGCACGAGCAGCGAAAAUAAAGAGAGGUACGCUGGCCCAGUGCUGAUCGCUGCUGGUGUUCUUGUGAUGGCGAGGGGCGCCCUUAGCCGGCUGUGGCCCAGACGCCAGACCAUGUCGGCCCGGCGACGGUCCUUGCUACGUCGCUACAUCCGGGAGAUCUACAGUAGACCAAUUUUUGCCUUACAAAACAAUUCCACCUUCAGCCUUUGUGAUAUGGAAGUCUCCGACCUGUAUCAUGUGUCCUCCAGAACACGUCUGUACAGCGACGACCCUCCGGCCUACGAGGUUGUCACUAGCAACCAGUACCUCUACGGCGACACCUUCGUGCACGCCUACACCAACCCGGCCAACGACGUAGAGGAGGAGUACGAUGACGAGGACGAUGACGUCAUCGAGUCACGAGACACGCCCAUCCGCAUUGUGAUCAGCCCCAACACAGACUCUGAACCCGAGCCCGACCCCCCCACCGAGGACCCCAGUCCGCCGCCCUCCUACGAGGAGUACAUUAAAUCUGAGACAAUGAAGACAACGAGCUUGUGAAUACAGGAUUGUGGGGCUUCGUGAGAGUGUGGAUUCUUGAUUGUGGGACAACAUUGGAUUGGGAAUACAGGAUUGUGGGGCUGUGUGAGAUUGUGAGUUCAUGAUUGGGUACCACAUUGAAUUGGGAAUACAGGAUUGUGAAUUCUUGAUUGUGGGACAAAAUUGGAUUGGGAAUAAAGGAUUGAGGAACAACGUGGGAUUGUGAAUUCUCGAUUGCGGGAUAACGUGGGAUUGUGAAUAUAGGAUUGUGUGUUUUUAUGGGAUUUGUGAAUUCAUGACUGUGGGAUCAAGUGGAAUUGUGAAUACCGGAUUAAGUAACUGAAAAGGAUUGUGAAUGUAUGAUUGCGUGGGCUUAGAUCUAAUUUUGAAUGUAGUACUUUGCGCCUACUUAUGACUGUGUAUUAGACUUGUGAGGAAAUGAUUAUGGGGUACAUGAGUUUUAUAUAACCACAGCGUCUACCAGUGAUGUUCACCCAUAUUGUGGACACGCAUCAAGCUUAAAACACGUUUAGAUGUUCAUUUACUUCCAUGCUUUACACUGACUGCAUGCAAGCAGUAAAGGAUUUUUUUUUUAAAAUUACCUAUA